CUCUCUCUCGCUCACUCUCUCUGGCGCCCUCCCUUUCUGUCUGAACACAUGAAAUUCAGAGGAUCUCCUCCCGAAACGCGAACACAGCGGUCAGAUAAGCGCUCGGCGACACCCCCUCCCGCGCAACAUGGCUACAGUUGUCACCUCCACCAGGUUUACGGAAGAUUACCAGCUUUACGAGGAGCUCGGGAAGGGUGCCUUUUCCGUGGUGCGCAGAUGUGUGAAGAAGUCUACAGGCCAGGAAUAUGCUGCUAAAAUCAUCAACACAAAGAAACUGACAGCCAGAGAUCACCAGAAGCUGGAACGAGAGGCCCGAAUCUGUCGUCUCCUCAAACACUCCAAUAUUGUCCGACUACAUGACAGUAUCGCAGAAGAAAGUUUUCAUUACCUGGUCUUUGACCUUGUGACUGGAGGAGAGCUGUUUGAAGACAUCGUUGCCAGAGAGUAUUACAGCGAAGCUGAUGCGAGCCAGUGCAUCAAUCAGAUCCUUGAGAGCGUCAAUCACAUUCACCAGCAUGACAUCGUGCACAGAGACCUCAAGCCUGAGAACCUGCUGUUGGCCAGUAAGAUGAAAGGAGCAGCAGUUAAGCUGGCUGACUUUGGACUGGCGAUUGAGGUACAGGGAGACCAGCAGGCAUGGUUUGGCUUUGCAGGCACACCUGGUUACUUAUCUCCAGAAGUCCUGAGAAAGGACCCUUAUGGCAAACCUGUGGACAUUUGGGCUUGUGGAGUUAUCCUCUAUAUUCUUCUUGUGGGAUAUCCUCCAUUCUGGGAUGAAGAUCAGCAUAAGCUCUACCAGCAAAUUAAGGCCGGAGCUUAUGAUUUUCCUUCUCCUGAGUGGGACACCGUUACCCCCGAGGCCAAGAACCUCAUCAACCAGAUGCUGACCAUCAACCCAGCCAAGAGGAUCACCGCUGAGCAGGCCCUCAAGCACCCAUGGGUCUGCCAACGGUCUACAGUGGCCUCAAUGAUGCACCGGCAAGAGACUGUGGAGUGCCUGCGCAAGUUCAAUGCACGGAGAAAACUAAAGGGAGCCAUUCUCACCACUAUGCUGGUUUCCAGAAACUUUUCAGUGGGCCGGCAGCAUACCAGCCCUGCUGCUCCCACCACCAGCACUGCCGCGCUUGCACAGGAAGCGUGCAAAAGUUUGCUCAACAAAAAAUCAGAAGGUAGUAAGCCCCAGACAAACAACACUAAAAACAGUGUAGUGAGCGCUGUAGUGAGUGCCCUGAAGGAGAGCAACAUGGCCUCCUCCACACCAAUGGAGCCACAGACUACAGUAGUGCACAACCCGGCAGAUGGUACCAAGGGCUCUACUGAGAGCUGCAACACCAACGAGGAAGAGGAUAUGAAAGGUAGGAAAGUGGAGAGUGCACAGGGGGCCAGCAGUGACAGUGCGGUGAUGAGUCAGUGCAGUGCCGGGGAUGAGCCGCCCGCUCUGGUGGCAUCACCACAGUGCCCACCAGCCACUGUGGUGCAUGACAUAAAGCGCAUGGCGUGGAACAGUUCAGGACAUGCCUCGUGCCCAGAGUUAGAGCGUGCCCAGUCUGUUCCUCACGCCUCAGCUCAGGGGGGCUGGAGCAUGGCCACAGCCCAGUCUCGUAAGCAGGAGAUUAUCAAGAUCACUGAGCAGCUAAUCGAGGCCGUGAACAAUGGAGACUUUGAUGCUUACACGAGAAUCUGUGACCCUGGGUUGACUUCAUUUGAGCCUGAAGCUCUGGGUAACCUGGUGGAAGGGAUGGAUUUUCAUAAGUUUUACUUUGAGAACUUGUUGAGUAAGAACAAUAAGCCAGUGCACACCACUAUCCUGAACCCUCAUGUGCACCUGAUCGGAGAGGAUGCAGCGUGCAUCGCUUACAUCCGCCUGACACAGUACAUUGACAGCCAGGGCCGUCCGCGUACCUGCCAGUCUGAGGAGACGCGCGUGUGGCACCGUCGCGACGCCAAGUGGCUCAACGUGCACUUUCACUGCUCAGGAGCACCAGCUGCACCCUUACAGUGAAGCCGGCAGGACACAGGUUGCCUGGAUUCCUAACGAUGGGAGUGUUUGUUCCUUGUAGCCGGAUGGGCAUGUAGAGGCCGGACGGACGACAGCAAGUUACAGACACGCUAUUGAAGAAAUCCGAUUACAUCCAGUCCAACUGUCAACACCACCUUACCUGUCCAACCUUUGAUCACUAGGAUCCGGCUGCGGCUGUGACCCCGCCCACGGGACGGUGCAUGCCUAUGAUGCCCACACGGGGGUGCUGUCUAGUCUUUUCCUAUGGAAUCAUCUUUUUUUGCCCAUUAAAGAUGUCCAGAAGGUGUUGUAAGUACUGAUCUAUGAGUUAAACUAUACUGUAUAUUGUAAAAAAAAAAAAAAAAAAAAAAAUGGUUAGAGUUUGUAAGGCAUCGAUAUGUAAGUAAAAAGCAACUGGGGUGUAAAAGGGAGGGAGGAUACAUAAGAUAAUUCUUUGCCUUUAAGGGCUGAAGCUUGAAUAGGUGUAAUUGAAAUGCUCCGGCUCGUACACUUUGUAGAAUCGGGAUGCAAAUUAUUUUGAGAAUUAUGGAUAUGUCCACUGAUCAAGAAUGUCCUAAAAUUCUGGAGAGUAUAGGCAUACGUCAUACCAAGGAGCACCAGAGUAUAGUUUUUAUCCAUUUAAAGGAGUGUUUCCUGGUUUCUUGUUCUGUUAUUUUUUGUGUUUUUGAGCUAAGGUCAGUGGGACUGUUCGUGUGGUUCUGGGUUUUAGUGUUUUUGUGUUUAUGUGGUUCUUUUUUUUUUCCUGCUUUGAUUAUCAGAAAGUAUUUUGUGUUUAGCAGUUCAUUUUUAUGAUCAGUUUUAAAACCUUUUUAACGUAAUAAAAUUGUAAAGAUAUACAGUACAGAAGUAUAUAUAAAUAUAUAUAUUUAAAUGAGAUCAAGUGUGAAAUAAGGUACACCGUCAAGGUGCAGCAAAUAAUUAGACAGACUGUUUCAUGUGUGUUUAUGUGCAUGUGUUUGUAUGGACAUGUGAUUAAACACACCACUGAUAUAUUACUCUAGGUAGGACUGCUCCGCCUCUAACCACGUGCAUAUACGAGCGCGUCCGAGAGCCCACGUGAACAGACGUAGUGCUAUAGAAACGGCACCGAACGCUAGACGUAGAACCGCUGUUUUAAAUUUCACGUUGUUCCAAGGAACAGAGACGCUGUUUCACCAACAGGGACACACAUGUACAGUAACACAAGCUGAUCAAAAAACCCAUUCCGAAAUCAGAACGCACAGCUGUAGCAGUCACACACACUGCCUACCUGCCUACGAACAUGUGAUGGAGAACUAGUCUGUGUCGAACACGGCACAUGAAAGACAUCCAUAGAGUUUAUACGUGGGUGUAGAGACAACUUCUUUCCAGUUGUAUUCUAAACAUGUACACAAUCACAUGCUUCGUGGACGUUUGUGGCUGUUCUUCAUCCUGUCUUACAGAACCGUGUCGUCCUUGUGGUUCACACCAGCGGUGGGUUUGCGCGCCCACCUCUUAAUGCCGUGUUGCACACACACAUAGUGUACUUAUUACUCCCUUCAGCCUUUCCUCUGAAUUCAAGGUAUACAUCUAUACAGUAGUACAAAUACAGGGUUCAAGGCACUGGCUGUUAAAAACCAUCACAGCACAAUUGGCCUGUUCUGGUCUCGGUGACGGGCGUUAUUAAAAAAAAAAAAAGGAAAAAAAAGUGCGUUCCUAUUCGCUACACUUCAGUUCAUGCACUAGACCUGAGUAGGAUGUGAUUAAACAGUAAAUUUCUCCGCAACACCUCCAUCCCAUGAGUAUUUUCUACAAUGAACGAGUUCUCAGUCUGUGUAUAUACGUGUGUAGGGCUUUGGUACAUAUCAGCACUGUAACUCCGCACGUGUGUGUGUGUGUGUGUGUAUGUGUGUCACCUUCAUCACAAAGCUCUUUUCGUGAAUCUUGUUUUGUCUUCGAGAAAAUUGCUUCCAUGCUUAGGCAAGUCAGUCUUGUGUUGUUGUUUUUUUGUUUUUUUUUUUUUUUGGUGUGUAUGAUGAUUUUUUUUUUCUCCUUAAAACAGGCACAAGGGUAUUUUUCUGUAUGUUGUCAGUUACUUUAACUGUGUAGAAUCUGAAAAGAAAACGGAUCAAACUAAAAACAAAAGAGCACACGUUAACAGGUAGAUAGAGAUAGGUUAGGUAGAUUUCUAGAACAGAUGUCCCUCCUCCUAAAGCUGGGAACUAAACCGUGAGCCAGCACCUUCUGGCUUUCCUAUCCGAUCCAAGGCAAUCCCAAAUAUGCAGCUUAAUAUGAUGAUUAUGCAUGUUCUCUUUUCUUGGUGAAUCUUUUCUCCGCCGUGUGAUUUAAAAUGGGAUUUAAAAAAAUAAAUUGUUCUUGUUGCAUCUCUGACAUGAAAAUCCCUCCAUCUGGAGAUGAAUAGGUGAUGUACCAUAUUUUAAAAUGGAAAAAAAGUGAGUUAAAAAAAAAAAGCAAAAAAAAAAAAAGGAAACAACUCAGCUUUGUAUGCUCCCCUCAUUCUAAGUAAAUCUAUUGCAUUGUAAUGGUAUACUAUUGGGCUACGUAUAUGAAUGCUGGAUUUUGCAUGAUCAUACAUUUAAUAAAACCAUGAACUGACAACCAUUGAA
Messenger RNA from Clarias gariepinus (North African catfish), 4605 nucleotides. It is a transcript of the gene camk2g1, whose product is annotated as calcium/calmodulin-dependent protein kinase (CaM kinase) II gamma 1. Gene Ontology annotation, biological process: protein phosphorylation. Gene Ontology annotation, molecular function: calcium/calmodulin-dependent protein kinase activity; ATP binding; calmodulin binding. The record is from RefSeq and is a predicted model, not a curated record. Gene Ontology annotation, cellular component: neuron projection; cytoplasm. The coding region runs from base 128 to 2002 and encodes 624 amino acids. The transcript has 23 exons. NCBI's taxonomy places the organism in Eukaryota, Metazoa, Chordata, Actinopteri, Siluriformes, Clariidae.